Miscanthus lutarioriparius is the source of this 1410-nucleotide messenger RNA. NCBI's taxonomy places the organism in Eukaryota, Viridiplantae, Streptophyta, Magnoliopsida, Poales, Poaceae. The record is from the annotation of a GenBank genome assembly.
AUGGGUGGUAUUGGCGUCAGCCCGUGCGAUCUGGACAGGGAGUUCGCGCCCCAAAUCGCCCAGCUCCUCGCCACGCCUCCUCUCCAAUCCGCCCAGGAAUACUAUGAUGAACUCAUACUGUCCAAGAAGCUUGAUGGCAUUAGAGUGAGCUACAGUGGCAAGCAUGGGAAAGGUGUUUGUGCAAAUAGGGACUUUGCUGAAGACGACCUUGUUCUGAAGGACCAAAUGUUGAUCGGUGCUCAGGACAGCCUUAACAAGAUUUACUGUGUUGUGUGUAGUUACUGCUUCCACUUCAUCGGUUCUAUAGAGUUCCAAAUUGGGCGUAGAUUGUAUUUGCAAAGCCUUGGUGGUCGUGUUGAUGGCACUACUGAGAAACAUUGCCAUGUGAGUGAUGCUGGGUCAAGUACUGGCUGUUCUGGUGCAUCAAGUGGGAAUUGCAAUGCUGUGCCACAAGAGGUCCUGAUGUCACUUAUGGAUGGUAAUACGUCGUUGCCUUUAACUGAUCAGUUCUGUCUGCCAUCAGUUGUUGCUUGCCCUGGUGGAUGUGAGGGAGAACUCUACUGCAGCCAAUCAUGUGCGGAUUCCGAUUGGGAUUCUUAUCACUCUUUGCUGUGUGCUGGAUCCAAGACUGAACCAUUACGGAAAUCCGCCCUUCAGAAAUUUGUAGGGCAUGCUAAUGGAACCAAUGAUAUUUUUUUGGUUGCUGCCAAGGCUAUCACUUUCACCUUGUUGAGAUAUAGGAAACUCAAAAGACAGCAUGGGUCUCAUGAAUCAAGCUCUUCGCUCCUCAUGGAAGCCUGGAAACCACUUUCGUUGGGCUUCAAAAAGAGGUGGUGGGAGUGUGUUGCAUUGCCUGAAGAUGUUGAUUCCAGUGAAGAAGAAUUGUUUAGACAGCAAAUAAGGGAUCUGGCGUUUACGUCACUGCAGCUUCUCAAGGAUGCAAUCUUUGAUCCUGAGUGUGCACCCUUGUUUUCGCUUGACAUCUAUGGCCAUAUAAUUGGCAUGUUUGAGCUGAACAAUCUUGAUUUAGUUGUCGCAUCACCAGUUGAAGACUAUUUCAUACACAUUGAUGAUCUUCCAGAGAGUGAGAAGGAGGAAGCAGAGAAGGUAACAGGGUCAUUCCUAGAUGCUUUAGGUGAAGACUAUUCAGUUCCUUGUGAGGGAACGGCGUUCUUUCCUUUGCAGAGUUGCAUGAACCACUCAUGCUGUCCAAAUGCUAAAGCAUUUAAGAGAGACGAGGAUAAGGAUGGCCAUGCAGUGAUAAUUGCUCUGAGGCCUAUCAGCAAGGACGAAGAGAUUACCAUCUCCUACAUCGAUGAAGACCUUCCAUACAAGGAGAGGCAGGCGCAACUUGCAGAUUAUGGGUUCACGUGUACAUGCUUGAAAUGCCAAGAAGAGCGACCGGUCUGA